AUGCCCUUCCACUUUCCACACACAACGGACCCGCCCCAGCGCAUCGUGGCGGAUGUGGUGAACGAGACGGUGGUGAAUGCGACGGGCGAGGUGGUGAUGGGCUUCACUUGGCCCGGCUUGCCGCCGAGCUUCCUGCAGGAUGUCUGCGAGGGCAUCAGCAACGUGAUUGUGAUUCUCGUCACGAUGAUCAUCGCAUACAAGUGCGCGCGGCUGCGGCUGUCACGAACGGCGGCGCACGCCUUCUACUGCACGGUGGGCAUGGUGCUGUUCGUCACCCAGGCGUUCCUCUGGGGCCAUCCGGCGCUGCACGCGGCCUUCGGCCUGGUCGGCGGCCUGAUUGGCUUUGUGGGCGUCGGCGCGCAGAUCUUGCACAUGCGUGCCAACACGCAGAGGCAUUUCGGCACCAAUCACAGCAUCUUCGGCCUGGCCACCUGCUGCCUGCUGCUGGCCACGCUCAUCACGGGCCUGUAUCUCGCCAGUCAUCCCUCGGCGCGGAUGAUCGAAAUACAUGCGCUGUUCGCCCAUCGCAUCUGCGGGCUGCUCUCCUUCGUGCUGCUGAUGACGUCGCUCAUAUUCAGCUUCAACUCGGGCUUCAUGCACUGCAACUGGGACCAUCGGACCAUCACGUGCUUCAAGGGCUGGGUACUGCUCGCCACCUUCCUGGCAUCCUCCACCCAGCUGGUGAAGGUCAUAGUCGCGCUACACAUCAUAUCGCCCUUCAAUAUUUUCGAAGACAAGUACAAAUAUACCUGA
Messenger RNA from Drosophila navojoa, 753 nucleotides. RefSeq lists its product as uncharacterized. The record is from RefSeq and is a predicted model, not a curated record. Lineage: Eukaryota; Metazoa; Arthropoda; Insecta; Diptera; Drosophilidae.